Molecule: messenger RNA, 8163 nt
Organism: Sclerotinia borealis F-4128
Lineage: Eukaryota; Fungi; Ascomycota; Leotiomycetes; Helotiales; Sclerotiniaceae
Source: the annotation of a GenBank genome assembly
AUGCGCUCCCUCGUAACUCUCCUUCCGCUUGCUGGAGUCAUUUCGACAGCCACUGCAGCAGGUUCAUUGGGAUUUGCACUCGGUGAUAAGAAGGCAGAUGGGACAUGCAAGUUUACAGCGGAUUAUGAAUCGGAUUUCGAAACUAUUUCCAAGGGGAGCACCGCUAGGGUUGUGAGGGGAUAUGCAGCGAGUGAUUGUGAUACUGCGAAGGAAAUAUUACCUGCUGCUAAGGCGAAGGGAUUUAAGGUUGUUUUGGGGAUUUGGCCAGACACCGAUGAAUCUUUCGCCGCCGACAAGGCUGCAGUAGUUAAAUAUGCGCCUCAAUACAGCGAUCAAGUUUACGCUAUCACCGUCGGUUCGGAAUCACUCUAUCGUGGAAACUUUACUGGCGAGCAACUCCUUGAGAAAAUUAUGGAUGUCAAGACCGCAUUGAACGGAGACUUCAAGGUCGGAACGGCAGACAGCUGGAAUAAAUAUAUGGACGGAACCGCGGAUCCUGUUAUCAAGGGUGGUGCUGAUAUUCUGUUGUGCAAUGCAUUCAGUUAUUGGCAAGGACAAGAGUUGAAGAAUGCAACACAUAGUUUCUUCGAUGAUAUUAUGCAAGCUUUUGGCCAUAUUCAAGAUGUUGCUGGAUCUGCCAGUGAUGGACCUGAACUUUGGGUCGGAGAGACUGGCUGGCCGACAGCAGGCUCAAAGUACCAAUCUGCCGUCCCAGGCACAGCAUCUGCAAAAACAUUCUGGCAAGAAGGGAUUUGUGGUAUAAUGGAUUGGGGUGUGAAUGUAUUCUCGUUCGAGGCAUUCGAUGAACCAUGGAAGCCAGUAUCUACCGGUUCAGAUGGUUCAGUUGCAGAUGAGACACAUUGGGGAGACCCUGGAACUAAUGGGAUCACUCCACGUUUGCAUGAUUACGGUACCGUCAAUAUUCAGACAGUGAUUUCAACACCUCCUCGUACGACGACGACAGAGGCAGGCUUCGAACUUCAAUAUCCUGACCCAUUCAACUCUCCUGCAUUGUCCACAACUUCAACAGCUGAGGGUGGAGGUUCGUCUCCUAUCCUUCCACCUCUACCAGAACCAACAAUAAACGGUCAUACAAUCGAUCUUUUUGGAACCCCACCUUCACGUCCUCCGUCAGAACCUCGAACGGAUACUAGUGCUUUCUAUACCGCUAGUUGGGGAUCUCCAUAUCUGCAUCCUCUAGGAUCUUCUGUUGGUAGUCGUUCACUCUAUAGAAGUGCAUAUAGUGAAGCAUCAGAAGACUCGGAAGAUCUGCCAAUCCGCCAUCUUGAGUUGCACACACCAUUUUUACGUCCUCCUCCAGCUUUCACGAGGUCUCAGGCAGUGGCAGAACCGGACUUUGUGUCCCACGACGGUCUCAUUAGUGCUGCCGUACUAGCAAAUCGAGCUCGACGUCCAGCACAUCGAUUGACCGAAGAUUGGAUAAGGCAACACACCGGAGGUGAAUCAACAGAAAGGAAUAACUGGCUAAGUGACGAUAAUCCUGGAGAAAGUGAGAACUCUUCAUUGAGCGGAUCAAUCUCAGGGGGUGCAGCGGAUUCCUUGGCUUUAGAAUCGGAUCCCAGAACUCCUACCCUACUUAGAUUUGUGCAAGAAAGUGAACGCUUGGGGAGAGAUUUUGGAAGCCGACACAGAAGAAAGGAUACAUCGGAGACUUUGACUCAAGAAGAUAUUGCGGCUGCUGUGCGCAGAGAUUCUUCUAAUAUGUCCGCAAGAAACGAGAGUGGUUCGCAAAGAACUUCCGCGAAUCAUACACCAGUAGACGAAAAACCUCUUCCUCCUCCACCCUUGAUGGCACAAUGGGCCGCAAAGGCAUUACCCAAUCCUACGCCAUCUCCAACGACAUCUCUACCUCCACGAUUGAAGAAGAAAGUCCCAUGGAAAGGAAAAAAUAUUUUGGUUCUACUCCCUUGGGAUGAAGAUCGCGGAAAGAAGGGAGGUGCACCGAAACCCAUGACACCAAAAGAUGUAGUUGGGAUGCUGAAGGAUUGGGAGGAAUUGGGUUAUGAUACCAGUGGCUUUAAUCUUGGCUCUGAUGAUGGAGGUGAAGGCGGUCCUGGCCAGGGCCGAAAUAGUUGGCCAACCAUGAUUGAUGUGGAGGCUGAGAGAGCGCAGAGGACUUUCAGAGUCAAUAUUCCUGACAGAAAAGAAUGGGACGCCUAUGUCGAAGAAUUGAAAGAAGCCAAAUUACGAGCACUAGGUGUUUCCUUGGGGGAUGAUGACCCGAUUCCUAUAAUUUCACCCGCGAUAUUGAAUUUGAGUCGUCGUACUUCAAUGCAAUAUCCGCCAUUACCAUUUUCCCCUCCGAUACCAACUUCAUCAACAACGAGCAGCCACAUCGCUCACAAGUCAAAUCUUCCUUUCUCUCUCGCUUUGAUGCCUGGAAAUGGUUUAUCUACAAGUCAAAGCUCCAACCAAGGAUCUAUUGCUUCUCCCGCUUCGAUGCAUGCGCAUUUACAUGGAAAGUUUGGUGGUAUGAGACACAAUUCGGUUUCUUUUGGCGGCGGGGAUCAUCCAUUCGGAUCACCUUUUCAAUACCCACAACCGACCUCGUCGCCAGGUGUUUGGUCUCCACAACAAAUGCUUUACCAGCAUGGACAUAGGGGUGGGUCCCCUUCGAUGCAUAAUUUGGGCUCUAUCAGAUCUCCAGCCUCACCUCUAUCUCAGGAUGGUUACUUCCCACAAGGCCACGGGGAUGCCAUGUCACGACAAAUUCUGAUGCAAAAUCAAUUAUCAUCUGUAGGUGUUCGUGCUCGUGCAUCUCCAGGUCUUCAAGAAGUUCGUGAGAGCGAGGAUGAGAAAACGGCGGAGAUUCCCGCUCCAAGCAAGAGUCCUUCUAAAACUCCAACAUUGGAAGUUAAAGCGACCAUCAAGCAUAAUGCGAGCGCAAGCUUGCAGAAAGAAAUUGAUGAUGCUGAAUAUCACCUAGAGGAGCAAUUCCAACGACAACUUGAUGGGGAUGAUUACAGUCCCCAUUCCGACCAUGGGGAGAUGGACAAACAGUUUGAGAACAAACCUGUACCUCACGUGAGGAACGCCUCAAUUAUUGGCGGUGGAGUCGAAUCCUCACGAUUUGCUGCGGAGGAGGGACCUGUUCUUCAUCACCCACAACCUCACAGUCGCGGCCAUUCUCUAUCUCAACACCCAUUCCAGGAUUCUGAGCAGGAUACUUCUAGUGGUGAAUCGAAGCUUGGAUUACGUGAUGUUAACAAUAACGCGAAAUACGACUUGUCUGAUAUAGAGACCAACCCUAGCAAUCUGGGUACCCCGACCUUACAAAACGGCGUACAGGCAUUUAGUCAUAACAGGGACAUGUCCAUGGCUAGCAAUCCAUGGCUUGAUGCUGAAUCCACGCAAUCAAAGAUUAAUCAACCCAGCCACCGUGCCAACAAGCAAUCUAUGUCAACAUUAAACGUUGCAGCGAGACCUUUCAGUUUCAAUCCAGUCAGCUCCUUUCAACCGAAUCAAUUUUCCUUCACUGGUGGCAACUUUCAGCCAGCACAUACAACUGUCAAUUAUGUACCAUUUGCUCAUCAGGGGCCACUACCUGGUGUAUCUGAGCACCCCGGCAACCACUCAGUGAAGAAUUCGCUCAGUGAAGUUAAUGAUCCUGCACAAGUAUUUUCUCCCAACUUGCCAGGAUUUGUACCAGGACACAGCGAGUUCAACUUCCAAGGACCAAGCUUCAGACCUGAUGCACCAACAUUUACUCCAAACCUUUCGAAUUCUAUCAAUUCAACGGGUGAAGCAUCCGGCAAUGAAGCUCCACGAAACCCCAUCUUUGGUGGUAUUGAUAUGAAUUCUCUUGACACGUCAAAACUCACAAAGAAGUCAAAGGCUAUUCCCAUUAUGAGGCCUGAUAGUAGUCAUUCUAAGGAGGCCGAGGAAACGAUGGAAGGUAAAGACGGUCGCCCCAUGCAAAACCCAGGCAAUAUCAAAAGGAUACGUAGAGGUAACGAUGAUGGAGAUUCCGUACCUCUAUUUGCUGAGCCCACUGUACAUCUCCAGGAGACUACUCGGGAACAGUCAGCUCCAGAAGAGCCCCAGCUCGGUCCUACACAAGAUGAUAAGGAGAAUUCUGCACCGUCAAGUGAGAGUGUGUAUGAGUCGCUUGCUGCUACUGUGAACCGGAAGCCAUCCGGGGAUGCGGAGUAUUCGCCAUUCGCAUUCCAACAACAAAAGCAAGUAGAGGACUCCAAUGCUGCAAUACCAUUAACUGCAAAAAGAUAUGAAUUUGGUCUUCCCGGAUAUGGUGUUGACAAUACAAACUCAGAAGAUGAUAUGGAGGACGCUGACGAUACGGCACCUAAACAACACCUACAUUUGCAGGCAGCAUCAAAUGCAAGUGGAAGUCAACUUGGCCAUAGGAAAAUGGCAUCAUCUCUUUCUGCAAAUGCCACACCUUUCGAAUCCCAACCCAAGGGAAAUUUUGCUUUUACUUUUGGUGGAAGCCAAGCUCCAAUACUUGCGCCAGCUUCUCCAGUUCAUCCAAAGAUUGGCGAACUUGCAGCCUCGAGACAUGCUAAAAGUCCAUCGCCACCUCGGGAAUCCGCUACCGACUCACCCACCUUGCGACCUCAUGAAGUCAAUGACUUCCAGAAUGCAUUACCAGGGCCCCAAAGUCCACCACAGUACGAUGACGACUCUGAAAUGGAAGAAGGUGAAAUUCGAGAGGAUCGAGAACCGACAUUUGAGGAGAUUGACGCUGUUAUGAGGCAUCUAAAUUCAACGGAAAUGUCACCAGCCACAACCUCUAAUGGAGAUGAUACCCCAAGAUGGCAUGCAGCUAGUCCGCAAAGACAUAUUCAGAUCCCUUCGAUGUCAUCACCUAUUCGCCUCCAUCCUAAUAUUAUGCGCAGCGAUGCUCCAAGCCCAAGUCCAGGUCCAUGCCGAUAUGUGGAGGAUAGCCAAUUUGGUGAGAUAUCUCCGGAUAGAGUAUAUUCUCACAUGAUAAUUGAUGAUGAUCCAUUUGCGGAUCCUCAUUCUGCAGCUGCCUUGGGAUCACCUAUUCAUCGUCUUAACACUGGAAAUAGUCUCCCAGUUAGUGAUUGGGAUGAUGUUCUCAGUGAAGGUGAGGAGAUUAAACUUCAUGAAAGGAUUGGUUUCUUCGAUAAUCGUGUCAAUGAUAUCGUCGGUUCGUUGUUGGCCGAUAGGUUGGACCCAAUAGAGAAGAUCUUGGAGGGAAUCACACAUUCGUUACAAUCGCUUCCUUACUCGGUGAGAGCUGCAUCAUAUCGCAGAGAACAGCGUAGCAUGUCUGGUGCACUAAGUGAUGCUGAUGACGAAGAUGAUGAAGAUCCUGGAAGGUCAGCAAGCCCAAGAAGAAACGCAAAGCUGGAGAGAAUCAGAACGGUCGUCUUGGAUGCUCUCAAUGCUCAUUCAUCAAGACCUCAAAGCGCAGUUACGCCAACAGUUGCGACCAUGUUACCUGAUUCGCGUAAUGUUCUUCAAGUUUUGGACGAAAUGAAGGAGCAGUUUGCACAAUCAUCACAGCCCGGUUUCAGCGUGAAAGAUCUGAGGAAUGCUAUCAAGGAAGUUGUUGAAGAGAGAAUGCCUGCUCCCAUUCAGUUUGAUGAUAUUUCGGCCACCAAAUUAGCUGAGGCUGAGGCAAAGAUGGCAGCUCUUGAACGGCAGGCCCAAGCUAGGCUAGCUGAGAUAGAAGAAAAUUCUCGAAUCAGAAUUUCCGAGCUCGAGGAAAAGCUUCGUCGGGCUGACGAUUGGGUCGAGGAAGAGACCAAGAAGCGUAGAGCUACUGAAGACUCCAAGGCUAUGACGGAAAGGCUUUUAGUAAGUUCUCUGGAGGAAGAACAUCUAUUACGACAAAUUGUUGAAGAGAAGAGCUCCAAGGCCGAGAAUGAAAUUGUAGGUCGACGAAAGGCCGAGGAUCGUCUUGCUGAAGCCCACCGUCUGCUUCGUGUCUAUUCCGAAGAAGAAGAUCGACUUGGCGAUGCAAUGUUGGAGAAAGAUGCCAAGAUUCGUGAGAUUGCAGAGGAUCGUGAUCGUAAGGUAAGAAGUUUCGAAGAGUCAAGAGAUAAGACUACCAUGCGUAUCGCAUUACUGGAAGCUGCGCAGGAGAACUAUCGCAAGACUGAAGCAGACCUUACCGCCACAGUUCACAUGGCCGAAUCUGAAUUACGGGAAUCCCGAUCAUUAGCCCAUAGAUGGCAGCUGGAGGCCGAAGGGGCUAUGGAAGCAGCCAAGAGACAUAGUGAGGAUGCGGAACAAGCCAAUGAAACCAAUAGAGAUCUUAGGAGGACCAUCGAGACCUUGAAGAACCAGAUGGAGGAAAGUAUCCGAGUCCGCGAAUCCAUGAGAUCGAAAUUAAUGGAUUUGCAGGAGGAUAUGGCUACAGCCGCCCGAAAUAUUUCACAGGAUAAUUCCCACCGUGCCAAGAAAGAACAGGAAUUAUUGGCCAGACAGGAAGUCCUUGAUGCUAAACUCCAUGCCGAAGCUAGAACAAGAGAACGACUUGAACUGGAAAUCGAACGACUAGAGAGCGGAGAGAGACAAGGUAUGAGAGCUAUUAACGAGUGUAAGAGGUUGGAAUCUGUCGUCACUGAACUGCGGAACGAAAAUCAUGCUGCUCAUAAAGAUGUUAUGAGACACAAGAGAGAAUUUGAGGAGGCUCGCGAAUCUGGCCUAGGUGAAGUUGCACGCACGAGAAAGUAUAUGCAAGUUGAGGUCGAUACCGCCAAUAACGAAGUCAAUGUUGUCAGAGAAGAGCUUGAGAAUCAAAUCUCCAGACUACAAGUCGAGAUAGAUUUGGUAAAAUUAGAUGCCGAGACUGCAAAGGAACAACAUGAUAUGCUUCUAGAAGCGGCCCAAACUUCCAAGAAAGAGAUGUUCGAUGACAUUACGAGAAAGCACCAAGACCAAUUUGAAGAUUUACAGGAGAAGCACAAACGACAACUUGAAAAUACGCUUGUGGAUGCUCAGAGGUCCGAACAACACCUCUUGGAGAGAUUGAGUUUGAGUACGGCCAAGACGGAACAUCUUCAGGAUCGUGUGAGUCAUUUAGAAGAUAAGCUGGACGUCGCUAGAUCUGCUGCACAAGCUGCUGCUAUUCACGCUAAAGCUGCAAGAUCGGCAAGCGUAGCUGGAUCCUUGUCAUCGUCGGCGCAACCACGUGGAUUGGAAGUGCCAGAGAAGAUUUCACCACAGGCACUCCGAGAAUCUCUUAUGGCCUUGCAAGAACAAUUACAAGAUCGUGAAUUGAAGAUUGAAGAUCUCGAGCAGAAACUUACGGACGUGGAUCCUGAGGCCUCGACAAAGAUUAGUAAACGUGAUGAUGAAAUUACGUGGUUACGGGAACUUCUUUCGGUGCGCAAGAGUGAUCUUCAGGAUAUUGUGCAUGCCUUGUCAACGGGCAAAUACAAUUCAGACGGUGUUCGCGAUGCCGCCAUUCGACUGAGCGCCAACCUUCAGAUGGAAGAACAAGAACGCGAGAGAGCCAUGAACGGCGGUUCGGCUAUCAAUUUUCCCAACAUCGCGGCUUCUAUUGCAGCUAGUCCCCGAGUUGCACAAGUUGCUAGUGCCGUAGGACCACUUGCUGCUGCUUGGGGGAAUUGGAGAAACAAGAAUCAGGUAAAGGACACAACUUCUCUGAUGAGCGAUGGUUAUGGUACCAGUACUGCAAGUGGAAAUUCAACACCACCUAAAGCUGGGAGUUCAUCUGGAUUUCUUAGUGGAUUAAUGACACCACCCGCAAGUAAUAAUACCAGGCAAUACCCUAGUACACCUGGAGCACCUCCUCCAGUACACGUUACCAGAGAGCCAACCAACUUCGCGAGGGACAACACAUUGAGCGCUUUCGACGCCACAGGUCAACGAUUUGCGGCUAGACAAAGUGGACUUGGUUCCAGAACGUCAACACCACGACGUGCGGAUAAAGUUCCUGUCAGGAGAGAAGUACCAUCGACACCACCAAUGAUGUUAAGAAGCAGUUAUGAUAUCGAUGCUGUGGUGACCAACCACGAUGAACUGGGCAAUGGAAGUAGACGCGAAAGUGCACUCGGACAACCAAGUUUGGGGAUGAGCUUAGGUGAGGAACUCGGAGAUUUCGGAAGUGAAGAGGGCUUUUAUGAUGAUGAUGAAAGCACAGUGGAUGAGAUGGCUGGAAUUUACAGCGGGGGAUUCGGACGUUGA